GGCUGGUCCACACAGUCCACAUGGUUGGUUCUCUGGAUCUCGCGCGCUCAGAGGUUGUUCAUGUUGACGUUGUUGCUGUUGAGGAGAUGAGUUCUGCUGCAAAGACCGUGUCUUUUUCCCCUCUCAGACGAGGUCAAAUAAGUCUCAAGAAUACACUGGACACUCCUUUCAAGCUCAAAUGGCCAGACGUAUCUCCCAAACUUGCAUCACAAAUUCUACUGGCAUUGGAAAAAUCUCUUUCGGAAAUGAAAGGGUGCUUUGCAAGAAGGCAGUUGCCAAAGAGAAAGCGUAAAAGAAGGAGCAAGAAAGAGAAAACAGCAGCUGUGAAGAGUGACUGUGAACCAUUAGAACCUCCAAGAAAGAAGCAAUGCGUUCAACCCGGAGCAAAAACUCCUCCUGAAUCGCUAUCAAGUAUAGAAGCAGAGGACAGUUCAAAAUCCUUAACUUUGUCCAAUAGACAUAAUUUUAUUGAUGAACAGUCCAUUUUCUCAAAGAAGUCCCAGUUGGUGAUAGGGGUGAACCAUGUGACCAGGUGCCUGGAGAGAGGGGAGCUGUGUGCUGGUUGUGUGUGCCUCUCUGCCAAACCAUCUCUAGUGACAAGACACAUCAUGAUGCUGGCAGCUACUCGCUCUGUGCCAUUCGUUGCUUUGCCUCAUCUCGGGCAGAAAGUUGUAGAGACACUGGGGGACAUCAAAUCAGCACUUGCUAUAGGAUUCAAGAAAAGUGCUACCAGUGAAUUCAAUAGUUUGACUCAGACUAUCUCAAAGCUUGCCCCACCCAUUGUUCUGCCAUGGCUAUCAGCAAUCAACAAUACCGAAUCACAUACUGAACCAAAGGAGACGACCAUUCUACCCAGUAGUGAUCUGACCACUAACAAACAAGAGUUAACUACACCAGUUGCUACUACUGGAGUGGAGGCUAUUCAAAGUGGACCUGGACCAUGCUCUCUGUACACACCAGUCAAGAUAAAGAAGACUAUCACAAGACCCAAGAAAAGAAAGAAAUGAACAUUUAAUGGUAGACAUUUAUAGAAUCAUUGAUAACAAAUUCAAAAGUAAUUUUUGUGCAGCAACGAUCACACUUUCUACAUAUUAAAUAAAAAGUAUAAAGAUAUAUAUAAUUA
Molecule: messenger RNA, 1123 nt
Organism: Halichondria panicea
Lineage: Eukaryota; Metazoa; Porifera; Demospongiae; Suberitida; Halichondriidae
Product: ribonuclease P protein subunit p38-like
Exons: 4
Coding region: 21-1007 (328 amino acids)
Biological process (GO): tRNA 5'-leader removal
Cellular component (GO): fibrillar center; ribonuclease MRP complex; nucleolar ribonuclease P complex
Molecular function (GO): ribonuclease P activity; ribonuclease P RNA binding
Source: RefSeq, a predicted model, not a curated record